Messenger RNA from Rhagoletis zephyria (snowberry fruit fly), 1320 nucleotides. The record is from RefSeq and is a predicted model, not a curated record. Lineage: Eukaryota; Metazoa; Arthropoda; Insecta; Diptera; Tephritidae.
AUGAUCCACCUGGGCGCCAAGGGCCAGACAAAGAGUGAGAUCGCCAAGGUGUUGCACAUUGACGCCGCAGAGAACAAUGUCACCUUUUCCAAGUCACACGAGGCUUUCGGCAAGGCGGUGAGAAGUCUGUUGGAGGAUGCGGCGCUCGGCAAGUCGCUGCACAGUGCUAAUCAGAUCUUCGUCCAGGACGGCCUGCCCAUCUCCAACUCGUACUCACUGGCGCUGAAGCACUACCACCUUGCCUACGUGAAGUACGUCAACUUCGCCAAGGACUCCUACAGCGUCCUCAACCUGAUCAACGAGUGGAUCGAGAAGCAGACGGCGCAGAUGAUCAGCAACUUCCUCACGACGCCGCCCUCGCCUAUGACCUCGCUGAUGGCAGUGAAUGCAAUUCGCUUCAAGGGCGAGUGGCAGUACCGCUUCGAUCCGAGCGACACCGAAGCAAACGCCUGGUUCCGCAUGAUCAACGGCCACACGACCAAGGUGGAGAUGAUGGUCGCCCAGCUACCGCUCGCCUACGCCUACAACGCUGCCCUGCAGACGUCCAUCAUUGAGCUUCCUUACAAGACGUCACGACUCAGCUUCUUUGUCCUCCUCCCUGAUGACACCUUUGGUCUCUUCAGUCUGCUCGGCUCACUCAACGCCACCGUCUUUGCCAACUUAAUCUUCUCUAUGCGCAAAGUGAACCACGGAGGAAGUGGUGGUGGUAGUGGUGGAACUGGUGGUGGCGCCGUUGCAAACGACAAACAGUCGAGCAGCACUGUUUCAGCAGCAGGCAGCUCUGCGGGCGUCAACGUCCGCCUGCCCAAGUUUGCCAUCAACUCGAUGCCUCGCAUCACCAACGUCCUCCGCACUCAGAUGGGCCUAAAAAGUCUCUUCUCCAACGAGGACGCCAACCUGGAGGCAAUGUUCAGCAGUCGGGCAGCGUCACUGGGCAGCAGCAGUCCUGGUCGCGUUCACAUGGAUGAGUUACUUCACAAGGCCAUCCUCAAAGUGGACGAGGUGGGCAGUGUGGGCGCCGCCGUGAGCACCUCCUCCAUUGAGCGCGUGGGCACCUUCACCGGGCCCUACUUUGAGGCCGAUCACCCCUUUGUGUACCUGCUGAUGGACAAGCAGACCGGACUGGCGCUCUUUGCCGGCUUCUACGCCGGUCCUAAUGGCGGUGCCAGUGGUGGUGGUGGUGGUGGUGGGCCCAGUGGUGGUACCAAUGAACAGCAGCAGCCACCUCACAGUUCGGCCAACUUUGUACAGAAUGGCGGCAAGGUGGGCCAGGCGUACGCUGCCCUCUUUGGCAAUGGCAACAAAAAUGAAGCCCACUAG